Messenger RNA from Aspergillus oryzae RIB40, 312 nucleotides. Its product is annotated as response regulator. Bases 1 to 312 code for a protein of 103 amino acids. NCBI's taxonomy places the organism in Eukaryota, Fungi, Ascomycota, Eurotiomycetes, Eurotiales, Aspergillaceae. The record is from RefSeq and is a predicted model, not a curated record. Gene Ontology annotation, biological process: phosphorelay signal transduction system. The transcript is spliced from 2 exons.
AUGCGCAAGAUAGGUUGCAGGUACGAGACCGCGACUAACGGACUCGCCGCACUAGAGAAAUACAAAGAGUGUGCGGGACAAUUCGACUAUGUCCUCAUGGAUAUCUCCAUGCCCAUCAUGGAUGGAAUAGUAUCCUCGAGCAAGAUCCGGGAGUAUGAAGAACAAAAUUCUCUACCGCGAAGCACUAUCAUGGCGGUUACUGGAGUGGCAUCGAGCUCAAUGCAACAGCAGGCUUUCGCGGCUGGCAUUGAUGAUUACCUGGUUAAGCCACUUUCUCUUCACGACUUGAAACGAAUUAUGAAUAUUGAAUAG